Phytophthora nicotianae INRA-310 is the source of this 3931-nucleotide messenger RNA. RefSeq lists its product as hypothetical. Gene Ontology annotation, biological process: nucleobase-containing compound metabolic process. Gene Ontology annotation, molecular function: nucleic acid binding; aminoacyl-tRNA deacylase activity; 3'-5' exonuclease activity. The record is from RefSeq and is a predicted model, not a curated record. NCBI's taxonomy places the organism in Eukaryota, Oomycota, Peronosporomycetes, Peronosporales, Peronosporaceae. The transcript is spliced from 8 exons. Bases 1048 to 3369 code for a protein of 773 amino acids.
ACGAAAUUUACAUUCCCGCAAAUCAGUAAAUGAACUUAGAGCGACAACUGUCGGAGCUCUUUGUGCUGCGUAACAAUGCGCUGGCAGACGCGAGCGUGGCUUCAAAGUGGGUGCUCUGCAUCCACGAUGCUUUCUACAUGACCAAAGCCACUGUACGCAGGACCAGCAAAUUCCUAGAAAUGGAGACGAAGUUGGUGCAGACGUUCGAGGAGCUCAGUGCUGGCGAUGAAAGCGAUUUUUGGGUGUUUGCCGUGCUUGUCGUGCUACAACUGGCACAAGAGACGUCCCAGCGAAAUACAUCAGAUAGAAAAAAGGAUAUGGUGCAGUUAGUUGGGACAGAAACGGAGAAACCUAUGGACAAGAAGACGAAAAAGAGGUCGCAGCCCUACGCCCCGCUGGCUUUUAUGGUGAUCAACGCUUUGAGAAAACUCACAGAAGGGGAGGGAAAGAGACAACAACUUCGCCAUUGCCACAUUCAAGGUAAUGAGAACCAAGCAUUGAGAGAUUUUUGUGUGCAUGGGCUACAAGAUUCAACUUUUGUGGUAUGUGUAUCUGGUGGGAUGCAGUUGGGUGGCUCAGUGAUAACGACUUGUUCUCUCUCCUGAUGCAGGAUCAGAAGCUGGUAGUUGAAAUUAUGGCUCUGUUUGCUAUUACGGACAUCAACCCCCAAGCCGUUCGAGAUGCCGCUCAGAGCUUGCUUGCGUCCAAGAAAUACACGGGGUUAAUCAAACUCUGUACUAUCUUCAGUUCGUUGGACUGGUCCUUCGCUUCGACCGUCAGGACGAUGACCAAGUGGAAGGAUUGGUCAGCUGCAGAGCUCCUAGCAAGGACUUUUGGAGAAUCAGACAACAAUGGUAACGAAUGCUUAGUUGUGCUGUUAUAUUGGGUCCUAACGCGUUAUUCUGUGAUGAGCAGAGCUGGCAAAGGUGCUGGUGGAUGAGGCCAUUGCCAUUCAGGAUGUGAAACGCGCGCAUCGCAUCGUCAACAAUUUUGGUCUCCAGGAAGAGUAUCCUGAUAUUGGUGCGUAUCAAGGUCAUGCCCAUUUAGAUGGACUGUACUAAUGAAUGCUUACUUGAUGUAGAUCUCCAGUACUGCCAUGACGGGUUAAUGAAGCUUAUCGAGCGCCAGCGCUGGCAAAUGGCGCUAGCUUUUGCUGGCAACGAUCUCUCACUGCAAAAACUGCUAUUCGAUCACAUGGUGGCUGCGGGUGAAAUCCAGUGGGCCUCUCGACUCGCUCAGAUCCUUGCGAUCCCAGAUUUCGAUGCUCAAGUAGCGGACAUGAUUGCGAAACGAGGUUUGUUGAGGACGAAUGGACUUUCACACUCCGCAAAUGCAGCUGCAUUGAACGGCUGUCUAUCAUUCGAGUUGGGCAGUGAAUCCGUUGUCAUGUGCGAUACUGAAGAAUCUCUACGAAGCGCGAUGGAUCACCUUUUUAGAGGCUCUGAUUUUAGUUUGGAAAACAGCAACGAACCGAUAAAUGCACCAAGUCGCACCGCAUUCGCUGCAGAGCGAAUCGUUGGUCUGGAUGUGGAGUGGAAACCAACGUCAAGCAAAAUUGCAGCCGCUACUGGUUCGAAAACAACAAGUGCCAUGGCGAGUAUUCUUCAAAUUUCGUCGUCAUCACGGGUCUUUGUUAUCGACCUGCUUGCCCUCCAGGAUAAUGACUUUCUCUUCGAGACUUUGCUUGGACGUUUGUUUGCCGAUCCUUUUCUCCUCAAAGUUGGGUUUGGCUUUGACACGGAUUUAAAAGUGCUCCAUCAGACAUUUCCCGAACGAUCCUCAUUGAUUAACAUCACUCCCUUUCUGGAGUUGAGUGCCGUUGUAUCCAAGCUACUCGGGGUGUCAGUGGGGAACAGCUUGUCGAAUGCCACAAGCACAAUCCUAGGUAGUCCUCUGGAUAAGCGAAUGCAAAUGUCCAACUGGGAUGUACGCCCGCUCACAGAACCCCAGCUCACGUAUGCCGCUCUAGACGCUUACUGUCUUGUUCAGAUCACUAACAAACUCCGUAAGAAUGAAGAUACCAAGCUACCACCUUGGGAAGCUACAGCAGCUGAAAUCCAUGAACUUGCGUAUCCGUCCCCGUUGACGAAUGAGGAGACAGUGGAGGCUAUUUCGUUACGGAACAAGUACCAUAAAGACUGGGUGAAGAGUAGAAAGAAGCCUCUAUGUGGUGAUGUGGUGGCAAAUCUGUUGACUCCGCAAGACGUUGAGGGUUGCUGGGAAGAACGCAAAAGGAAACACCAAGAAAAUGAACUCAAGCACUUACAGACUGGGGCUGGAGCAGAUCAAGAGAUUUUGGACACGGCACUGACGUUCCUUGAUCCUCUUACUGUCCGAAACCUUCUCAAACAAUCCCGCGAUUCCGAACAACCAGCUACGUUUAUAGCGGUCAACGCUAUCUGCUUCUUUGCCGAUGAGGAACCGUGCGUUGCUUGCAUCGAGGCGAACUGCAAGCUCGACACCGCUCAACUUGCGAUGCUCUGCGGUGUCAGCCGGAGACGAAUCAAACUCGCGACACCUGCAGAGUGCUGCGACUACUUUGGCUUCGAACCAGGGACAAUCCCCCCUUUUGGUCACCGAGAGCAAUCAGAUCAUCGCGUUCGAAUUUACGCCAGCAGCACGCUGCAACAUGUGAAAUCUCUCGUGUGUGGUGGAGGGUCCCAUGAAUCUUUAUUGUGGCUCAACUCGAAGGCUUACUUCGCCCUGAUCGACAUCGAGACUGUAGGCGACAUUCAAAGGGGGGUUUCCGCUGUCGAAUCAAUAAAUGAACAAGCUACUAAACCACCUGCUCGUCAAGAGAGAAAAGUGUCAAUUCGAGAGUACAAAUUCCUCGCAGAUUCAAUGGUGGCGCGUGUUGGGAAGUGGCUCCGAACUAUUGGGAUGGACGUGAUUAUCUGGGAUCCCUACUCGGUCCCCAAGAAAACCGCUAGCCAGGAUCACAAGGCGGCUCUACUGGCUCUGUCUGUAUGCGAGCAACGUAUUUUACUCACUCGUGACAAGAAGUUGGCCAAUCGACGUGAUGCCGGCGCAUGCUUCGUGGUGUCCAGUGACGACCCAUUCAAACAGUUCCAGGAGAUUAAGACCCACUUCGCACUGAAACUCGUCAAGGACGAGAUGAUGUCGCGAUGCUCGCGUUGUAACGCCAAGGGGUUUGAUGUCGUCGACUUGGACUACGUGCGCAACCAAACGGAGGAUGAAGUGCAUCCAAAUGUGCUGGAGGUUGUGACUGAGUUUUGGGUCUGUCGCGUGUGCCAUAAAAUCUACUGGGAAGGCCCCAAAUACGACUCCAACUACGCCAAUUUACUGCGGAUGUUUGACGAGGACAGUAUCGUCGACUCGGUGUCCAAGACAGACGCCAUAGAAAAAUAGAAUCAUGUUGACAUGUUCAGCGUAACUCGAGUUUCAAGCCUAGUUGAUGAGCAAAGUCUCGUCGUCGUCAUAGCCAAACUCCUUCUUGUACUGCGAGAACAGACGUUCGAUCUCCGCAACGUAUUGGGUGUGCACAGCGCGGAUCUCCUCCUCAGUGGGGUUGUCCGUCUGCUUUGUGGGAAUGGGCUUACCAUACACGACGCCAAAGCGCUUGCCCUUAGGAGGCUGCUUGGGCAUCCACAUGAAUUUGCCCCAGAAGAUGAUCAUCGGGAUCUUGAGCGUCUUGCGGAAGAAGUCGAUCACUCCCUGAGGAGGAUUCCACAUGCUGCAACACGGGAGGUCAGUAUACUAAUCGAUUUUCAAAGUGCAUUGUCCACUUACUUGUAGAGCCACUUCUCUCCAAACACGAAGCUUGGCACCAGCUCCGCUCCGUGGCGCAUGGCCAACUUGACGAACCCGAGACGUUUCUUCAGCACGAGUUCGUUCAGUUUGGAGUUGGGGUCCGUCUUAAAGAUUUCAGGUACGCCGCCGGGGUACACGACGAUGCUAGUGCCGUCAUUGA